Molecule: messenger RNA, 2651 nt
Organism: Botrytis cinerea B05.10
Lineage: Eukaryota; Fungi; Ascomycota; Leotiomycetes; Helotiales; Sclerotiniaceae
Exons: 6
Coding region: 698-2470 (590 amino acids)
Biological process (GO): proteolysis
Cellular component (GO): fungal-type vacuole
Molecular function (GO): serine-type carboxypeptidase activity
Source: RefSeq, a predicted model, not a curated record
GCAUAGUUAUCCUAGCUGCGAACCGACGUUCCGUAUUUCUUUUUCAUGCCCGGUGCUAGCGACUAGAAAUAGCUCUAGUUCCACGAUACAAUAUAGAGCCGUUUCUCCAUCACAAUCGCUGGCUAUUAGCAUCAGCUUUCAAGUAAUGACAAUGUUCCCACGAUACUCCUCCUAGGAUGCGCUGUUACGCUGUUACGCUGUUGCACUGCUUACCGAUUGCAAUGAGGCUUGACCGUUGAAACCCGGUGGCCGGUAAUCUUCCGAGGUGUGCAGUGUUUGUCUUAUCGCGAUGAGAGGGAUCGAUGACGAAGGAGGCCACGAUGUUUCAGCACCUUCCUCUUCGAGAUGUCGACGACAUCUUAGCUCGUCCGAUCUUCAUUUGAUGAGUAACGAAUUAUGGGGAUUGCGUAUUGGUCGCCGUCUGGGGUGCAAGAUAAGGUAGGGAUGAGCUCGUAAGUUGAGUCUUUAUGCUAUGGACCUAGAAAGUGUAUGCAGGAACUCUACGUCGCGAGUUAUACAACCUUGAUUGUGCAUGGGAAAUGCAUCGGGUGCCUGCGAAAAAUCCCGCUCAAGAUUUAUCUCUGCGGUGAUUGAUAAACAGGGCGGUGGCUCUUGUUACUUCUUCUUCUUCUUCUUUCUGCUACUUUUUCUUCACCUCCCCUUCUCAUCGUCAAUCGAUACAUGUCACAUCAUCGCCAUGUAUUCCUCACUCCGGGUACCUAUCCUUCUCACGGCAGCAACGUCAGUUGCUGCUCAAUUCGUCAAGGCUCCUACAGAUCUGAUCAAUGCCACUGGAUACCUUGAUUUGCCCGUUCGAUACAAAGAAGUCCCAACGGGUAUAUGUGAAACGCAGGAAGGUGUUAAGAGUUACUCGGGAUAUGUGGAUGUCGAUGAGGAUCAACAUAUUUUUUGGUGGUUUUUCGAAACUCGUAACGGUAACGCUUCCGAGGCGCCAUUAACAGUAUGGAUCAACGGCGGACCGGGCUCUUCUUCCAUGAUUGGUCUUUUUGAGGAAAAUGGCCCGUGUUAUAUUGAUGCAGAGGGCAGUGUGAUCAAUAAUCCUUAUAGUUGGAAUAAUGUUAGCAAUAUGAUUUAUAUUGAUCAGCCUACCCAGGUCGGUUUCUCAUAUUCGAUUCCAGUCAAUGGAUAUAUUGAUCCUAGCUCGGGUCUCAUUGUCACUUUGCCAAAUGCGACUUGUCCGGACUAUGCACAGGGUUCGGAUUGUGGAACUUACAGUUAUGCAAAUCAAAGUCUUACGGUCAAUACUACCCAAGCUGGAGCUCCCAACUUCUGGAAAACGUUGCAAGGAUUCAUGGGUGCCUUCCCCGAAUACUCUCGAAAUGGAUUUCACUUUGCGACUGAGAGUUAUGGUGGACAUUAUGGUCCAAUCUAUAAUGAGUACAUUGAAACGCAAAACGCCAAGAAUAUCUCCGGUGCUCAUCAAAUCUCCCUCGAAUCAGUUCUUAUUGGAAAUGGUUGGUAUGAUCCAUUGAUCCAAUAUCAAGCUUACUACAACUUCACCGUCUACCCUGGUAACACAUACGACUAUUCUCCCUUCAACGAGAGUGUACAAGCACAAUUCUACAACAAUCUCUACGGUGCCGGAAACUGUGUCGAUCAAGUCAAAGACUGUGCAGCAAGAGGCAUCAAUGAGAUUUGUGAGGCUGCAGAUACUUUCUGUGCCGAUCUCGUAGAAAGUAUCUAUGACAUCUAUUUGGGAAGAGAUGAAUAUGACAUGAGAGAAUUGACACCUGAUCCUUUCCCAUAUGGUUACUACACAUCAUAUCUCAAUACACCAAAGGUCCAAGCUGCUAUUGGUGCUUUCCAGAAUUUUUCUACGUCUUCAAACGCAGUAGGAAAUGCUUUUGGCGCUACUGGUGAUGAUGAUCGAGAGUCUGGUACGAUUGAGGCGGUUAGAGCAUUGCUUAGCCAAGGAGUUUACGUUGCUAUGAUGGCUGGUGAUGCCGAUUACAACUGCAACUGGCUAGGUGGAGAAGCAGUCUCUGAAGAAGUAAACGCCACCAACUUCUCCCUCGCCGGCUACACCAAUAUAACCACCUCUGACUCUAUCGUCCACGGCCAAGUAAAACAAUCAGGUCUCUUCUCCUUCUCCCGCAUUUACGAAUCCGGUCACGAAGUUCCCUUCUACCAGCCUCUUGCCUCUCUUGAAAUCUUCGAAAGAGUUAUUGGAAGAAAGGAUAUUGAAAGUGGAUUGAUUAGCAUUGAUAGCAAUAAAACUUACUUGACGACGGGAACGCAAAAGAGUACGUACAGAGAAGGUAACGCAACGAUGCAAUUCGAGGUUUUGCCAUCAAACAGUACAUAUAACACCACUUUGAAUGGACCAAACCCGGUAAGUCUCGCGAAGACAGAAUUGAAGAGGUCACUGUUGGGGAGGGAUACUGGAAGUGGAGGUAUGCAGAAGAGAUUUAAGCCACAAAGUAAGAAGUCGAAGAGGACUUGGCAUUAGGUUGCAUGAGGAACAGAGCAGAGGGUAAAAUACAAUCCUGCUACGAGUUUAAGGUAUUUGAGCUUGGAGUGGCUAGACUAAAAGCAUGGAGGCGGUAUAUUCUCAAAAGUAGAUAAUGAUCAAAUGAGCAAAAUGAAUGGAAAUGAAUUUUUCAACUUUAAAUUUUUACUGCUAUUUUUCA